Messenger RNA from Aspergillus bombycis, 1461 nucleotides. RefSeq names its product putative MFS monosaccharide transporter. Gene Ontology annotation, cellular component: membrane. The coding region runs from base 1 to 1461 and encodes 486 amino acids. The transcript has 5 exons. Gene Ontology annotation, biological process: transmembrane transport; carbohydrate transport. Lineage: Eukaryota; Fungi; Ascomycota; Eurotiomycetes; Eurotiales; Aspergillaceae. The record is from RefSeq and is a predicted model, not a curated record. Gene Ontology annotation, molecular function: carbohydrate:proton symporter activity.
AUGGCGCCUCCCACCUAUGCGGGGAUGUCAGGGCGGAAACUGUCCCUGACAGUGUCUACCAUUGCAACAAUGGGGUUCUUGCUUUUCGGAUAUGAUCAGGGUGUGAUGUCGGGCAUCAUCUCAGACCCGGCCUUUAAUGACAUGUUCACGGCAACCAAGGACGACAAUACAAUGCAGGCUACUGUAACUGCAGUCUAUGAAGUCGGUUGUCUCUUCGGAGCAAUCCUUGCAUUGCUAUUUGGAGAUCGAACGGGUCGCCGGUGGAUGGUUAUCGCUGGUGCCACUAUUAUGAUUGUUGGUGUCGUUAUUCAGGUAGCUGCUAUGCCCGGCUCGCUUCCCCUUCUUCAAUUCAUCUUCGGUCGAGUCAUUACUGGCAUUGGGAAUGGAAUGAACACUUCGACAAUCCCCACAUACCAAGCCGAAUGUUCCAAGACCAGCAAUCGAGGUCUCCUUAUCUGCAUCGAAGGUGGUAUCAUCGCAAUAGGUACAGCUAUUGCAUACUGGAUCGAUUAUGGUGCACACUACGGACCACAAGACCUCGUAUGGAGAUUUCCGAUCGCGUUCCAAGUCUUCUUCGGAAUCAUUAUCAUUGUCGGCAUGUUCUACCUACCCGAAUCACCUCGCUAUCUCAUCGCCCACGACAAAGUCGCCGAAGGCGAGCGGGUGCUCGCCGCGCUAGCUGGCACUGAGAUUGAGGAUCGUCACACUCAAACGGAAAAGAAUCUGAUUCUCGAUUCCGUCCGAGCUUCGGGUGCCACGAAAGCCAAGUUCAGCGAUCUGCUUACUGGUGGGCCGUCCCAGCAUCUGCGCCGCAUGCUCGUGGGCUCGUCGUCGCAGAUGUUCCAGCAGAUCUCUGGCUGCAACGCUGUUAUCUAUUAUCUCCCAGUCUUGCUUGAGCAAUCUAUCGGCCAGUCGCAUAACUUUGCGCUCUUGAUAGGCGGUAUUAACAUGAUAUGCUACGCCAUCUUCGCAACGUUCUCAUGGUUCUUCAUCGAAAAGAUUGGCCGCCGUAAAUUGUUCCUGGGAGGCAGUUACGGGCAGUGCGCAGCAAUGAUCAUUACCCGAGCCAAGGCCAACGCCAUUUCCACCUGCAACAACUGGCUGUUCAACUUUACGGUGGUCAUGAUCACCCCUGUCAUGGUGGAACAUAUCGGCUGGGGCACAUACCUGUUCUUCGCAGCGUGGAACGCGGUCUUCAUUCCCAUCAUCUGGUUUUUCUACCCAGAAACUGCAGGUCGUAGUCUGGAAGAGAUCGACCUGAUCUUCGCCAAGGGUUACGUGGAGAAGAUGAGCUACGUGCGCGCUGCGAAAGAACUCCCCAAGCUCUCCGACGAUGAAAUCGAGGCCAAGGCAGCCGAGUACGGCAUCCUCAACAACAACGAGAAAGUCGAGGAGCGAAUCGCCGAACAUGCGCCCCAGGACUCGCAGGAAUACUCGUCCUACCUGCCUAGUCAACUAUAA